Salarias fasciatus (jewelled blenny) is the source of this 3016-nucleotide messenger RNA. It is a transcript of the gene chsy1, whose product is annotated as chondroitin sulfate synthase 1. Gene Ontology annotation, molecular function: glucuronosyl-N-acetylgalactosaminyl-proteoglycan 4-beta-N-acetylgalactosaminyltransferase activity. Gene Ontology annotation, cellular component: Golgi cisterna membrane. Bases 1 to 2385 code for a protein of 794 amino acids. The transcript is spliced from 3 exons. The record is from RefSeq and is a predicted model, not a curated record. Lineage: Eukaryota; Metazoa; Chordata; Actinopteri; Blenniiformes; Blenniidae.
AUGGCAGGUCGAAGUCGAAGAGCAUGGUUUAGUGUUCUGCUGGGAUUGGUGGUCGGCUUCACGCUGGCUUCCAGACUCAUCCUCCCCAAGGCCAGCGAGCUGAAGACGGCCGGCCACAAGCGGAAAGUCAGCGCGGCCGCCUGCGGCUGGAACCCGGCGCUCCGCAGGGAGUACGGAGGGGCGCUGAGCGGUCCGCCUGCCACCGACAAGCCGGAGUCCCGCUCCGACAGCUUCCUCUUCGUCGGUGUCAUGACCGCGCAGAAGUACCUGGACAACCGCGCCGUGGCGGCGCACAGGACGUGGGCGCAGACGAUCCCGGGCCGGGUGGAGUUUUUCUCCAGCGAGGGCUCGGACACCUCCAUCCCCAUCCCCAUCGUGGCCCUGAAGAACGUGGACGACUCGUACCCCCCCCAGAAGAAGUCCUUCAUGAUGCUGAAGUACAUGCACGACCACUACCUGGACAAGUACGAGUGGUUCAUGCGGGCGGACGACGACGUCUACAUCAAGAGCGAGAAGCUGGAGAACUUCCUGCGCAGCCUCAACAGCAGCGAGGCCAUCUUCCUGGGCCAGACGGGCAUGGGGGCCCGGGACGAGCUGGGCAAGCUGGCCCUGGAGCCCGGGGAGAACUUCUGCAUGGGGGGGCCGGGGGUCAUCAUGAGCCGCGAGGUCCUCAGGAGGAUGGUUCCUCACAUUCGAGAGUGUUUACAGGAGAUGUACACCACCCACGAGGACGUGGAGGUGGGCCGCUGCGUCCGCAGGUUCGCCAAGGUCCAGUGCGUCUGGUCCUACGAGAUGCAGCAGCUCUUCUAUGAAAACUACGAGCCCAACAAGAAGGGCUACAUCCGAGAUCUCCACAACAGCAAGAUCCACCGGGCCAUCACCCUCCACCCCAACAAGAACCCCCCCUACCAGUACCGCCUGCACAGCUACAUGCUCAGCCGCAAGAUCGCGGACCUGCGCCACCGCACCAUCCAGCUGCACCGGGAGAUCGUGCAGAUGGGCCGCUACGGGGCGGCCGAGCCCAGCCGGGAGGACCUCCAGCUCGGCAUGCCGCCGUCCUUCAUGCGGUUCCACCCGCGCCAGCGGGAGGAGGUCCUGGAGUGGGAGUUCCUGACGGGGAAGUACCUGUUCUCGUCGCUGCAGAACCAGCCGCCUCGCCGCGGGAUGGACUCCUCUCAGAAGGAGGCCCUGGACGACAUCAUCAUGCAAGUCAUGGAGAUGAUCAACGCCAACGCCAAGACCCGGGGCCGCGUCAUAGACUUCAAGGAGAUCCAGUACGGCUACCGGAGGGUGAACCCCCUGUACGGCGCCGAGUACGUCCUGGAUCUGCUGCUGCUGUACAAGAAGCACAAGGGGAAGACCAUGACGGUGCCCGUGAGGAGGCACGCCUACCUGCAGCAGACCUUCAGCCAGAUUCAGUUCAGAGAGGAGGAGGAGAUGGACGCCAAGGCGCUGGCGAGCCACAUCAACAAGGACUCGGACUCGCUGUCCUUUCUGUCCAAUUCCCUGAAGAUGCUGGUGCCCUUCAAGCUGGCGUCCUCCGGGCAGGACCAGAGGGAGCCCAAAGAGAAGAAGGUCAACAUCCUGGUGCCGCUGUCCGGCCGCUACGACAUAUUCGUGCGCUUCAUGGAGAACUUCGAGCGAGUCUGUCUGAUCCCCAACCAGAACGUCAAACUACUGAUCCUGCUCUUCAGCACGGACAACAACACGGAGCGGGCCAGGCAGGUGGAGCUGAUGAGGGAGUACCACAUGAAGUAUCCCCGGGCCGAGAUGGAGGUCAAGCCCGUGACGGGCUCCUUCUCCAGGGCGCUGGCCCUGGAGGUGGGCUCCCUGCACUUCUCCAACGACUCGCUGCUCUUCUACUGUGACGUGGAUCUGCUCUUCACCAGCGACUUCCUCAAGCGGUGCCGGAGCAACGCCGCCCUGGGGGAGCAGACCUACUUCCCCAUCAUCUUCAGCCAGUACGACCCCAAGGUGGUGUACGCCGGGAAGGUGCCCGGCAACAACCACUACGUCUUCACCUCCAAGACGGGCCUGUGGCGGUACUACGGCUUCGGGAUCGUCUGCGUCUACAAGGGGGACCUGGUCCGGGCGGGGGGCUUCGACACCUCCAUACAGGGCUGGGGCCUGGAGGACGUGGACCUUUAUAAUAAAUUCGUCCAGUCGGGGACAAAGCUGUUCCGGAGCGCCGACACGGGGAUUGUGCACGUCCACCACCCGGUCGUGUGCGACCCCAACCUGGAGGCCAAGCAGUACAAGAUGUGCCUGGGCUCCAAGGCCUCGUCGCACGGCUCCACCCAGCAGCUGGCCGAGCUGUGGCUGGAGAAGAACGACCACGGCUUCCGGAGACUGGCCAGCAAUAACGGCUCGGUUAGGACAGCGUGAGAGCACGCCGAGCGCUCGCUUCCUCCCCCUAGUGGUGGCGGUGGCUUUCACUACUUAAUUUAUUUUGUACGGAGGCGGAACUUCACACGGAUCUAUUUUGAAAAUGUGUCUUUUUUUUUUUUUAAAGAAAAUAUACUGUAAUGCCAUAACGAACAAAACAAAGACGGUGCGGGCUCUCGGGUGGAAGCACACGCUCUGGUUUCUCCUGGAAGGACGACUGACCGGCACGCCGCCGGGAGCCCGGCUGACGGAGGCCCGGCGCUGUGGAACGCAGCGGAGGCGGGGGCUUCUGAGGUACACAGGUUUGGUUAAGCGUGCAGAGAACGGACUGCGUGCCCGCACACACCGACAGUGCUCCAACACACACGCACACACACACACACACACACACACACACACACACACACACACACACACACAUACACACACACACACACACACACACACACACUGAUGAUUGUGAAUGUUUACAGAGGACUGAACAACACAACCUGAGUGAUGGGCUGGCGGCGGUCUCCCUGCUUCCUGAGGCCCUCUCAUUCUGUCUCUCAUGAUUUACAGUGGCUUUCUUUUCCAUUUGCUUCCACCGUUUCUGUAAUACGACUUAACACUGUCAUUUUUUUUUUUUUUU